This is a messenger RNA of Oncorhynchus masou masou (cherry salmon), 2754 nucleotides long. Its product is annotated as protein Wnt-6-like. Gene Ontology annotation, biological process: canonical Wnt signaling pathway; multicellular organism development; cell fate commitment. The record is from RefSeq and is a predicted model, not a curated record. Lineage: Eukaryota; Metazoa; Chordata; Actinopteri; Salmoniformes; Salmonidae. The transcript is spliced from 4 exons. Gene Ontology annotation, molecular function: cytokine activity; frizzled binding. Gene Ontology annotation, cellular component: extracellular region. The coding region runs from base 358 to 1431 and encodes 357 amino acids.
UCCUUGCUGCCAGAUUAAAAUCGCUGUGCUAUUGGAAUUUGGGUGUUUUAGUCAGGACGUGCUUGUCACCUCUGCCUCUGGUGUUUCAGUCUUGAAUCUAUCUGCCAGAGAGACGACUAUGAAGAGGUUAACACAUUUCAUCACGAUGUCUCUUCCCUCCUGACCGUGUAAUCGAACUUUAGUGGUGUAUCCAAAGAGGGGUUCAAAUGACUUUUUGAGCAUUUAGUGGGUGUGCUGAAUCCUGCAGAUUACGAACUCUGCAGGACAUCCAAUGAAAACAACAACACCUUAAUUGAAUUGGGGAUUGGCGCCUCAGUUUUUAAUUUAACGUUAUUGUUUUUUUGAAGGACACUCAUCAUGACGAUUCCAUUAUCUCGGACUCAACUAGCCCUGUUUUUCAUCCUCCUGUGUCCGGUCAAUAUCAUUGGGUUAUGGUGGGCAGUGGGGAGCCCUCUGGUCAUGGACCCCAAUAGUAUCUGUCGGAAGACCAAGCGACUAGCGGGCAAGCAGGCUGAGCUGUGCCAGAACCAGCCAGAGAUCGUCCACGAGGUCGCCAAGGGUGCCAAGCUGGGUGUGCGGGAGUGCCAGUACCAGUUUCGUUUUCGCCGCUGGAACUGCACCAGUCAAAACAAGUACUUUGGCAAAAUACUCCAACAAGACAUCCGGGAGACAGCGUUUGUGUACGCCAUCACAGCGGCUGGGGUGACCCACACGGUGACUCAGGCCUGCAGUAUGGGGGAGCUGCUGCAGUGUGGCUGUGAGGCGACCAGGAGCAGGGCUCCCCCCCGGCCUGCCUCCUCCUCCACCACCACCUCUGGCGAGGGAGUCAAGUGGGAGUGGGGUGGCUGCGGAGACGACGUGGAGUUUGGCUACGAGAAGUCCAAGCAGUUCAUGGAUGCCAAGAGGAAAAAGGGCAAGAGUGACAUCAGGACGUUGAUCGAUCUCCACAACAACGAAGCAGGACGACUGGCGGUGAGGAAUUAUAUGAGGACUGAAUGUAAAUGUCAUGGCCUGUCCGGGUCUUGCACACUCCGGACCUGCUGGAAAAAGAUGCCUCACUUUCGCGAGGUGGGUGAUCGCCUACUAGAGCGGUUCAAUGGCGCUUCCAAGGUGAUGGGAGGCAAUGAUGGCAAGACCCUGGUUCCCGUAGGCCAGAACAUCAAGCCUCCGAACAAACAGGACCUGAUCUACUCGGCCGAGUCACCCGACUUCUGCUCGCCCAAUAGGAAGACGGGCUCGCUGGGCACGCGGGGCCGCAUGUGCAACAGCACAGCCAUGGACGUGAGUGGCUGUGACCUGCUGUGCUGUGAGCGUGGCUACCGAGACGAGACGGUGGUGUUCGAGGAGAACUGCCUCUGCCGCUUCCACUGGUGCUGCGUGGUGCAGUGUAAGAAGUGCUCGGUGAGGAAAGAACUCAGUCUCUGUCACUAGCAUUACCAUAGUGAAGCUGGGUUGGUUUCAGGCCUGGCCUCUUCUGCCUCACACGAAAGAUGCACUGAGAUCAUGCUCCCACAGUUCAGUUCAGGAGCACGCUGAGAGAUUAGUAUCUUAUCUAGGAUCAUCUUGGACAGACAGCUGCAGUAACUCUUCUCUCAAGCUGUAGAACAGUCCAGAAUGGCCGCUACUCCAGUGCUCACCACAUAGAGCUCUAUGACCCAGAAACGGAGGCUCUUUUAGGCUCUUUUUCUAGAAACACACUGGAGGAACUUACCCAACAACUGUUCCAGCUCUCCAGAGUGGAAUAUUGAAGGUCACAUCUAAGGUUAAAAGUUCAAAUUCAGCUCCGAGAACGCUCUAGAACUGAACGGUUUGGUCCCAUCUCAUAGAAGACCAUCAGACAGCUUGGUACCAUUCUCAGUCGUCGGUACGGAGGACGUUGCCUCUAAAGCAGUGGUUCCCAAACGUGUUUGCGCAGUGACCCACCUCAAGCCUUUAUCCAUUGAACCAGAAAAUAGCAUAACAACUGUUUCUAGCCUCAAACCCAAUGCCAACGCCCUCUAGGAACAUGCUACAACCCACAAUUAGGGAAACACUCUUCAUAGUCAGUUAACCAUGUAACUACAAGUGAGGACUAUUGUAACAAAAGCAUAAUGACUUUUGAGUGUAGAAAAUAAGACUUAUGGUCUUGGUAACAAGAUAGCAAGCACAUCAGCAUGCUACGUUUCUACACACGGUAACUGGAAUGUUAUGGAAGAAAGGAAAAUGGACACGCACAACGUGGAAUACAGGUAUCAAGCACAAAAUGUAUGAAAAAGGGAAAUCUGGGGAUUUUUUUGUUUGGAGGACGAACCCCAUCACGUUUCACGGUGAGGAGCUGAACUGACACCCGAGACUAUUAUUUAUGGACAUUUUAUGACAAGACUACUCAUAGUGAUAAGGUGAGGAACGUGCCUACCGUCUCUCUGAAAAGCACUUUGGACAUGGGAGCUAUCUCUUGUGAACCAUAUGUUACAUUGGUUGUUGUUUGAGUAGUUUGCAAAUGGAGACACGUGUUACAACUUUUUUUGUUUUUCGUAUGAGGUGCAGUAUCGAGAAAGUAUAAUAUUCUGUUUAUCUGUUUAAUAUACAGGGCUUUUGUAAUGCACUUUUAAUUAAAGCAUUUGCUGCGUAUAGAUUUGUUACAUAUAGUCAUGUUGUGCAGAAUGGCCAUUCCACAAUCACAUACAAUGCUGACAAUGAAUCCAUCCAUUUGUCUCUUUGAUAAGUCAACUCGCUGAAGUGAGUUGGACGUCAGGAAGCCCAUUUCUUUUGACU